AUGGCAGGCGAAAUUUCAGCGACGUCGGGGGCAACAGAGAAAAGUCCUGUGCGUCCAAUGCAGCCACUAGACGGAGGGCAAGUUUCCAUCCAGGAAGAACACGCUUCAAAUCGCACACUAGUCUCACAGACACCAUUCAACUCUGCAGCUGAAACGACAGCAACCUACAUAGCUAAUCUAUGGCAUCCAAUAGUUAACCCAUCUCAGCAAGUAGCAAUCAUAACCACAACUCCGCAGAUCGUCGCAACACAACAAACCGUAACGACCCAAAAAUCAGGGGUAAAAUUUUCAUUUUCCAAUACAGUCCAAAAGCAUGAUUAA
This is a messenger RNA of Lactuca saligna, 321 nucleotides long. The record is from the annotation of a GenBank genome assembly. Lineage: Eukaryota; Viridiplantae; Streptophyta; Magnoliopsida; Asterales; Asteraceae.